Messenger RNA from Triplophysa rosa, 2537 nucleotides. RefSeq names its product solute carrier family 29 member 1a (gene slc29a1a). Gene Ontology annotation, molecular function: nucleoside transmembrane transporter activity. Bases 177 to 1511 code for a protein of 444 amino acids. NCBI's taxonomy places the organism in Eukaryota, Metazoa, Chordata, Actinopteri, Cypriniformes, Nemacheilidae. Gene Ontology annotation, cellular component: plasma membrane. The transcript has 13 exons. The record is from RefSeq and is a predicted model, not a curated record. Gene Ontology annotation, biological process: nucleoside transmembrane transport; uridine transmembrane transport.
CUAGGCUGUGAUGGUAGACACUGGCACAGAUUCAACACUACAGCACACCGUCUGUCUGCAGAGGACACAGCGGCACAGACCUCGUCACCAUGACACCACAGAUGCCAUCACAUACUAUUUGAUGCCAAAUUCUGAAACCAAGUGACAGACAGACGACAGACAGAAAGACAGACAGGAUGACGGCAAACGCUCCACGUGACAGGUAUAAAGCGGUGUGGAUUAUAUUCUUCAUUCUGGGGCUGGGAACUCUCCUACCGUGGAACUUCUUUAUGACCGCCACCAUGUACUUCACCAGUCGUCUGAAAGACCCAAACACCAAACGAGAAUUCAAUCAGACAGUGAAUAGUACGGCGGAGAGCGACACGCGUAACGUCCUGGAGUCAAAGUUCAACAACGUGAUGACAUUGUGUGCUAUGGUGCCACUUCUCAUCUUCACCUGCCUCAACUCCUUCAUCCACCAGAGGAUCCCUCAGAAGUGGAGGAUCUCCGGCAGUCUCUCAGUCAUUCUGGUGGUGUUUCUCAUCACUGCAGUGUUGGUGAAGGUGGAGAUGGAGCCCCUGUCUUUCUUUACUUUCACCAUGAUCAAAAUCAUCUGCAUCAACUCGUUCGGGGCGAUUCUGCAGGGGAGUCUGUUCGGUCUGGCUGGAAGGCUCCCGGCUUCAUACACCACACCCAUCAUGAGCGGUCAGGGCUUGGCUGGGACCUUCGCGGCCUUCUCCAUGAUCUGCACUCUUGCCACCGGCUCAGCGUUACAGGACAGCGCUUUCGGUUACUUCAUCACUGCUUGUGUUGUGAUUCUCCUGGCCAUUGUUUCUUACCUCGCCCUGCCCAGAAUGGAGUUUUUCCAGUAUUACUCUGACAGUAAUGGCAGCAGACCCGUCAGCGAUGAGGAGAACAAGAUGGACCUGCUGAAGCCGGAUGGUCCAGCCGAGAAGAGACCUGUUGUGAACCUGACGGAUGAAGACACCAGUCCCACGGUGUCGGUGUUUGCCAUCUUCAAACAGAUCUGGGUGAUGGCUCUUUCCGUAUGUUUGGUCUUCACAGUCACUAUUGGCAUCUUCCCAGCCGUCACCGUCGAGGUCAAGUCCGCUGUGGCAGACGGAGGUGCUUGGGAAACAUAUUUCAUCCCCGUGUCCUGUUUCCUCCUGUUCAACGUGAUGGACUGGGCCGGCCGGAGCCUGACUGCUGUUUGUAUGUGGCCUGGUAAAGACAGCAUCUGGUUGCCCGUCCUGGUCAUGGCACGUGUGGUGUUUGUUCCCCUCUUCAUCCUCUGCAACGUGCAGCCCAGAUACAACCUGCCCGUGUGGUUCGCUCACGACGCCUGGUACAUCAUCUUCAUGAUCCUCUUCUCCUUCAGUAACGGAUACUUGGCCAGUCUCUGCAUGUGCUUUGGACCCAAGAAAGUGUCCCAGCGUGAAGCAGAAACCGCAGGAGCUAUCAUGGCGUUCUUCCUCUCUCUUGGUUUGGCUCUGGGAGCCGCUUUAUCCUUCGGCUUCCGGGCCAUGAUCUAAAACCACGGGCUAGUUCUCCGUGCGAUGAAGAAGACUUGAUCUCUUUGUCACAUACAGAAGCGGAUUUGUUAUUGUAUCUACCACAGAGUCUGAGAGAAUAUGUUUUUGACUGAGAUUCAAGCGUACUUAUAUUACUUUUCUGUGUGGUCUCGAACAAGCUACUAUAGAAAGCGUUACAGACAUUAUUCAGCAGUGAAUGAAAGAGAGUUCCUCUUCAUCAAUAUUACAUAUGCUCAUGAGCCAUCACACACAAAAAAGAGCCAAAACCGGUCGGCAGCGCUUCUCUUUAUGUUCUUUUGUUUUACAUUUUGUUUGUGUGUACUGUUUUGUAUAUUGUGCCAAAUCAACCAAAAGCUUUUGUGUCCGUGUAGUUCAAGGUUACUCAAAUAAGACUUGGUGUGUUUCUUAAGAAUAUGCUUGUUGUAAAUGACCUCAUUACUUGUAGUUGAGUGAUUUCAGAGAUAUGCAGCUGUUGUUUAGGUCAGUAGUUUUACAUAAACCGUACUGUGCAACACCAUAAAGGGUCCCAUAAUGAGUUUUGGGGAUUUAAACCAUAGUUAAUUCUGAAUGUAUUUGACUGAUUUGUUGUUUUUGAAGUGUUUGUCUUUACAGACCUGAAGAUACAAUUCAGUGCGAUAGCGUAUUUUUCUCAUUUUUCACGAAGUCGAGAGUGAAGGCCUGUUACUGUUAUUGAACUGAACAAUUACUUUUAUAGUGUUUUUUUUUUAAAGCUUUUCGUAUGAUAUAUUUUUAAAUCGGCAGGACAUGUGUAUGAUGUAUAGACAUUCUAACAACUUUCUUUGGUGUUUAUUGAAUGAGAGAUUUACAAAACAACAACAACAAUGACAAAAUGAAGAUGAGAGAGAAGCUGGAAGAAAUAAACACAUUUCUGUUUGUAUUUGUAAUUGUGUUGUGUUUGUACGGUGAGCGCUGCAUGUUUGUCUUGUUUUAAGAUGAUUUCUGUCAUUCCUGUGGAAAAAACAAGCAAAGUCUUUUUAAAGUGCAGUUUAACCACAGUUAUCCUCC